UCAUCAAUUAAAGUUAAAGCACCAUUUGAGAUUCAUUUCAAGGAUUUCUAACAUGGGAAGUAGUGGAACCUACAACGAUAACCAAGGGGUCGAGCUCGUUGUCACAAGGUUAGGAGAACCAACACUUGUCAAACCAUAUGAGGAAACCAAAAAGGGUCUCUAUUUUCUUUCAAAUUUGGACCAAAACAUUGCGGUCAUAGUGCGCACCAUUUAUUGUUUCAAGUCAGAGGAGAAAGGGAAUGAAACUGCUGUUGCGGUGAUCAAAGACGCUUUGUCUAAGGUUCUUGUUCAUUACUACCCGGCUGCUGGGAGGUUGACUAUUAGCUCUGAGAUGAAGCUUAUUGUGGAUUGUACUGAUGAAGGUGCUGUUUUUGUUGAAGCUGAGGCUAACUGUAAUAUCGAGGAUAUCGGAGAUCAUACAAAGCCUGACCCAGUGACUCUUGGCAAGUUGGUUUAUGACAUUCCUGGUGCUAAAAACAUUCUUGAAAUUCCUCCUCUUGUUGUCCAGGUAACAAAGUUCAAAUGUGGAGGAUUUGUACUUGGGCUAGGAAUGAACCACAACCUCUUCGAUGGAAUAGCCGCAAUGGAAUUCAUCAAUUCAUGGAGUCGAACCGCAAGAGGCUUACCUUUAAAAGUCCCUCCUUUCCUCGACCGGACCCUCCUAAACGCACGAAACCCUCCCCUCGUCGAAUUUCAACACGACGAGUUUGCUGAGAUCGAAGAUGUAUCAAACACCGCCGACCUAUACAAAGAAGAACUCGCUUACAGAUCCUUUUGUUUCUCACCAACCGAUCUAGAAAAUCUAAAACUAAAAGCCACCGAAAACGGUGAUAUCUCGAGUUGCACCACAUUCGAGGCGCUCUCGGCUUUCGUAUGGAAAGCCAGAACCGAAGCACUUAAAAUGAAACCAGAACAAAAAACCAAACUUUUAUUCGCGGUAGAUGGACGGUCCAGAUUUGUUCCACCUUUGCCAGAAGGAUAUUGUGGAAAUGGCAUUGUGUUAACAAACUCUAUUUGUACAGCUGGCGAGCAAAUAGCAAGUCCGUUAUCUUUUAGCGUUAAGUUGGUUCACGAUGCUGUUAAAAUGGUUACAGACGGUUACAUGAGAUCCGCGAUUGAUUACUUUGAAGUCACGCGCGCCCGGCCUUCUUUGGCCUCGACACUUUUGAUCACGACAUGGUCCAAACUAUCGUUCCAUGCCAACGAUUUUGGUUGGGGCGAGCCCUUAAUGUCGGGCCCAGUGGCAUUGCCCGAAAAAGAGGUGAUCCUGUUUUUAUCACACGGUGAAGAAAGGAAGAGUGUUAAUGUGUUACUCGGAUUGCCGAUUUCCGCAAUGGAAACGUUUGAAGAUCUUGUCAAGAUGAUAUAAUUUACAUAUAUAUCUACAAAAUCUGUGAAACUUGUUUUUUCUUCAAUUCAUGGCAUUAUUUGUGUUUGUUGCGAAUAUAUUUGC
Erigeron canadensis is the source of this 1453-nucleotide messenger RNA. RefSeq names its product omega-hydroxypalmitate O-feruloyl transferase-like. The coding region runs from base 53 to 1369 and encodes 438 amino acids. The transcript is spliced from 3 exons. Lineage: Eukaryota; Viridiplantae; Streptophyta; Magnoliopsida; Asterales; Asteraceae. Gene Ontology annotation, molecular function: acyltransferase activity, transferring groups other than amino-acyl groups. The record is from RefSeq and is a predicted model, not a curated record.